GUACAGAAUGGAAUUAUUCAGAGUUUAACUGGGAAAAGAGCGAUAAAGAAUUGUUAUUGAGACGUUGAUUUUCGAUUGGACUCGGAGGCAGCAGGACCCACUAUCAUUUCAACACAAAUGUCCUAAAAUGGACACCGUAGUAACAUCUUGAACAAUGAGAUCCGCCCUUCUCUUUUGGUCACUAGAGUUCAGCAAGCAUGGAUGCGUUUCUGGGCACGUCACUUCCGGCAGAUUCUUUGCAGUAGUAGCUCCAGGAGCCGCUUUGGAGGAAUUGUCAGGAUGGCAGCCAAAGAAAGUGUCAGUCUGCUCUUCAAGCUGUAUUGCUUGCUGGUAAUGACCCUUAUUGCUGCUGCGUAUACUGUAGUUCUUCGUUACACUCGGACGGUAACAACGGAAAUGUACUUUUCCACAACAGCCGUAUGCGUCACAGAGGUGAUUAAGUUGCUCCUGAGUGUGUGUAUUCUGGCAAAAGAAACUGGAAGUCUUAGUCGAUUGAUGAGUUCUUUAAAGGAACAUGUAUUGGGAAGUCCAAUGGAGAUGCUGAAGCUGUCUGUACCAUCCCUGGUUUAUGCUUUGCAGAAUAACAUGGCAUUUGUGGCACUGAGCAAUCUCGAUGCUGCUGUGUAUCAGGUAACCUACCAGCUGAAAAUCCCCUGCACUGCAUUAUGUACCGUGUUGAUGUUGAAUCGCUCACUGAGUAAGCUGCAGUGGUUUUCUGUGUUCAUGUUGUGUGGAGGUGUCACCCUAGUGCAGUACAGUCCAGCAGAAGCCACUAAAGUACAGAUUGAACAGAAUUAUUUACUAGGAAUAGGUGCUGUUGCCAUUGCUGUGCUGUGUUCUGGAUUUGCAGGGGUUUAUUUUGAGAAAGUUUUAAAAAGCUCGGACACUUCCCUGUGGGUGAGGAACAUCCAGAUGUACCUUUCUGGUAUUGUGGUGACGGCAUUAGGUGUAUACAUAUCUGAUGGAGCCCAGGUCAUUGAAAAAGGCUUUUUCUACGGUUACGGUUUCCUCGUAUGGGUUGUCAUUUUGCUUGCUAGUGUUGGAGGCCUCUACACAUCAGUUGUGGUUAAAUACACAGAUAACAUCAUGAAGGGAUUCUCUGCAGCAGCUGCAAUUGUCCUGUCCACCAUCGCGUCAGUGAUCCUUUUUGGCUUACAGAUAACUUUAACAUUUGCCAUUGGUGCGCUAUUUGUUUGUGUGUCAAUAUACACAUAUGGAUUGCCAAGAAAAGAUACAAUGAAGAUAGAAGUAAAGGAACUUAGCAACAACCUCAGCGGAAAGCUGAUCAGUGUGUGACGUUUGCCAGAGCAUGACCACUAAGAUUGUUGCAAAGGGUCACCUGGGAAAUUCAAGGACAAGUUGCAUUACUCCUUCCUUGCUUCAGUCCAAGAGACGGUGAAGAAGUACGGCUUUAAAACCAUGGUUACAGUUGAAUGUAACACACGCAGCACUAUAUCGUAUGGACAGUCAAAUCAUGUAUGUUCCUAAGCAGUGGUGUAUUUAAUUGCUCAGUAUUGCUUUCACUUAACUGAACAAGUGUUGACAUCUUGUAAAAGUGACAUUGGUUGAAGAGGUUUUUACAAAGAAAAUCAAGGGAAACCUCAAACACUGAGGCUCAUCACAGACCGAAACCAAUAGCAUACUGCAUGCAAGUAAAUGGCACCUUGCACAUGUGCCAGUGGAAUAUGCUGCAAUUGUGCCCAAAUAAAGAGACUCAUGGGUACACAAAUGCAGACAUAAUUUGCCAUUUUUAGAAUAUUCUUUUUAAUUUUGUUUUCACCGCUGCAGCAUUUUCAGAAUUGGAAAUGUGCAGUUAUUUAAUUUGCACUUGUAAAAAUUUUUUAUGGGAUCGUUAGACUGGAGGCCAAGAUUUUUUUUUUUUUUAAAAUUAUGAUGGUAAUAAAAUUUUCGUACUAAAA
Molecule: messenger RNA, 1919 nt
Organism: Xenopus laevis (African clawed frog)
Lineage: Eukaryota; Metazoa; Chordata; Amphibia; Anura; Pipidae
Gene: slc35a1.L
Product: solute carrier family 35 (CMP-sialic acid transporter), member A1 L homeolog
Biological process (GO): pyrimidine nucleotide-sugar transmembrane transport
Cellular component (GO): membrane; Golgi membrane
Molecular function (GO): pyrimidine nucleotide-sugar transmembrane transporter activity
Source: RefSeq, marked provisional